AUGUCAAAAUCAAAAGGCGAUACCGUCCAGGCCGAUGCGCGGCGCUUCCUCGACGAGCGCGGCUCAAAUGCUGCGCUCGCGCCAAACGGCCUCAACCCAGCGACCAUUAUGGAAAAAGCCGUCAAGGACCGCAUCGUCGAUUCCUACUUUUACAAAGAGCAAUGCUUCGCCUUGAACGAAGCCGACAUCAUCGAUCGAGUCGUCGAGCACGUCAGUUUCAUAGGCGGCACGCAUGGCGCCUCACAAAAACCCAGCCCGUUCCUGUGUCUAGCCUUCAAGCUCCUCCAACUUGCACCCAGCGACGCCAUUAUCCAAGAAUACCUAUCCUACGGAGGGGAGCACUUCAAGUACCUGCGCGCACUGGCGUGCUUCUACGUGCGGAUGACGAGACAAGCAAAGGACGUGUAUACGACGCUGGAGCCCUUUUUGGAAGACAGGCGCAAGUUGAGGCGGAAAGCGAGGGCGGGCACUUCGCUUACUUUUGUGGACGAGUUUGUGGACGACCUGCUUAACAAGGAUAGAGUGUGCGCGACGAGUUUGUGGAAGAUGCCGAAGAGGGAAGUUUUGGAAGAUUUGGAAAUACUGGAUCCGAGAGUUAGUCCGCUAGGAGACAUCGAAGACUUGCUAGAAGAGGAUGAUGAGGGAGGGGACAAAGACCAGGCGAAUGGAGAGCGAGAGGAAUCUGGAGAAGUAUCGGAAAAAGAAGAUAUGGAGGUGGACAGGGAAGAAGACGGGAGAAGUCGCAGCAGAUCACCUUGA
This is a messenger RNA of Trichoderma atroviride IMI 206040, 759 nucleotides long. RefSeq lists its product as uncharacterized. Lineage: Eukaryota; Fungi; Ascomycota; Sordariomycetes; Hypocreales; Hypocreaceae. Gene Ontology annotation, cellular component: precatalytic spliceosome. The record is from RefSeq and is a predicted model, not a curated record.